Colletotrichum orchidophilum is the source of this 240-nucleotide messenger RNA. RefSeq lists its product as uncharacterized. NCBI's taxonomy places the organism in Eukaryota, Fungi, Ascomycota, Sordariomycetes, Glomerellales, Glomerellaceae. The record is from RefSeq and is a predicted model, not a curated record. Bases 1 to 240 code for a protein of 79 amino acids. The transcript has a single exon.
AUGGUUGACGCAUUCCAUCUCAGACUAUUACGGUCUCCAGUCCCACUCCGUCACCACCGGCGAACCGGCCCGCCGGGUCGUGUACGUGACGGUGCGAGAGCCGAAUCAGCGCUCAAGUCCGAAGAAGCAUACAGGCUUACCCCGCCCCCUGUGGGAGAUGUGCUGAGCUUUCCACUUAGCCGCAGUAUCUCCUUUUCUGCAUGGUAUCACUUUUUGUUCAGCAUGAUACAGUUUUUCUAG